CCCAGCGCCUGAGAGCUCUGUGAGUGAACUUUCACCAUCAGACGGAAUGUUUUCAGCGACUACAUGUUUAAUUAAUAAACUGUGCUCGAAUAUAAACCUUAAUAGUGCUGUAAAUUUAAGAUUUUAGUUUCAGUAGUGCCGUGUUCUCGUUAAUUAGCUAGCGCUAGUUAGCUGGCUGUUCUAGCCUGUUAGCUCAGCCCUGACGGGGCAUUUAAGGCCUUUAACCUGCCUCCCUGUAUCAGCCCGUUUAUCGAGACAGUUCGCGCUACGAUGCCUAUGAAUGUUUAACGCGUCUUCCGUAGAGAAGCUGGUGAAGUGUUUAAGGGUGAAAGCUUGGUAAUGAGGAGGAAGAGCCCGACAAACGACGCUGUUUUCCACAUCACCGCCGGCCGCGACAGAGCGGGGCUGGAUGUGAAGUACAUUGGUUCGUUUAAAGGUGAGCAGAGCAGGUAGAUCAGCUUUGACUGAACCUCGACACAGAGAAGGUCGUGUUAGCGCGGUCUGUGGUUGCUGAUUAAGGCAGGGGAGUGUUUGCCGUGACGAACUUCGCGAGAGGAGAGUUCGUGCUGGAGUACAGAGGAGACCUGAUCAGUGCGGAGGAGAGUCGGAGAAGACAGCGGGUUUAUCACAGCGCCGUGAAAGCGUUCCUGUUCGACUUCAUCUGGCACGGAAAGCUCUGGACCAUUGAUGCUGCAAGGGAUGAUGGCACACUUGGAAGACUGGUUAAUGACGACCACAUUAACCCCAACUGUAAAAUGAAGAGAAUCAUUGUGGAGGGAAGGCCACAUUUGUGCCUUUUUGCUUUAAGAGACAUAACACCUGGAGAGGAGAUUACGUAUAAUUAUGGAGAUGGUGAUUGUCCCUGGAGGAGUGAGGUGACAAAAAGUGGAAUGGAAGCAGACAACAAUCAUCUGGAGUCAGAAGGUGCCUCUGGAGAUGAUCAGCAUUGCACCAAGCAUUUACAGCACAAAUCUGCUUUUGGCGUCCAGAUGACAAAAAAUGAAAUGGAAGCAGGAAGUAAUCGUCUGGAGUCAGAUGGUGCCUCUGCAGGCACAGCAUCACAGCAUGAGUCUACUUUCUGUAACGAGAUGACAAAAAAUGGAACGGAAGCAGCCAGUAAUCGUCUGGAGUCAGAUGGUACCUCUGGAGACGAUCACCAUCACACCCAGCAUUCACAGCAUGAGUCUACUUUCUGUAACGAGAUGACAAAAAAUGGAACGGAAGCAGCCAGUAAUCGUCUGGAGUCAGAUGGUACCUCUGGAGACGAUCACCAUCACACCCAGCAUUCACAGCAUGAGUCUACUUUCUGUAACGAGAUGACAAAAAAUGGAACGGAAGCAGCCAGUAAUCGUCUGGAGUCAGAUGGUACCUCUGGAGACGAUCACCAUCACACCCAGCAUUCACAGCAUGAGUCUACUUUCUGUAACGAGAUCCUGGAGCAGAACCGGACUUAGAACCGUCUACACAGCAAGCCCAGGAGACCUUGGCUGAACCACAUCAGUUCCCAAAGGUGUAAAGAUGGUU
Colossoma macropomum (tambaqui) is the source of this 1524-nucleotide messenger RNA. RefSeq lists its product as uncharacterized. Lineage: Eukaryota; Metazoa; Chordata; Actinopteri; Characiformes; Serrasalmidae. The coding region runs from base 756 to 1454 and encodes 232 amino acids. Gene Ontology annotation, molecular function: protein binding. The record is from RefSeq and is a predicted model, not a curated record. The transcript is spliced from 9 exons.